AUGUUCAAGGCGUUUCUAAAUGGUAUACUGGGGCUCCUUGCUCUUUAUGUGACAAAAAGAUGGCUGGAAAGCAAAAAGCCCUUGGGACCCUUGCCUCCAGGCCCACGGCCUAAGCCAUUCGUGGGCAACAUCGCCGACCUGCCGCCUCCAGGCGUGCAAGAUUGGAUGCAUUGGCUCAAGCAUAAGGAUCUGUAUGGGCCGAUUAGCUCCCUUACAGUGAUGGGACAGACGAUUAUAAUCUUGAAUGAUACACAGAUAGCAUCAGAGCUAUUACGCAAACGCGCCUCCUUGUACUCGUCACGGCCGCACAUGGUUUUUGCUUCUGAAAUGGUGGGUUGGGGGCAUGCUAUUUCCAUGCAGCCGUACACGGACCGGUUCAAGGCAUACCGGAAGAUUCUGAAACCAUACUUCGGGUCAGACAGGGUUGCUUUACAGUACGUUCCAUUACAGGAAGUCGAAGCCCAUCGCCUUUUGUGGCGUAUUCUGAAGGACAAAGACAACAUCACACAGCACAUCCAGGCUGAGGCGGGGGCAGUAAUUCUUCAGAUAACAUACGGUUAUAGGACUGAGCCGCACCAAAAAGAUGUGCUGGUCAACCUUGUCAAUGUGGCCCUUGAGCACUUCUCAAUUGCAUCGACACCGGGUACUUGGCUUGUAGACAUCAUACCGGCAUUAAAAUAUUUGCCCGCCUGGUUUCCGGGCGCUGGGUUCAAACGCACCGCUCGGGAGUGGAGGAAAACCCUUGAGGAAGUUGCAAAAAGGCCUUACGCACUCGUUCAGAAGCGAAUAGAGGAUGGCAAGUAUCAGCCCUCACUCCUCUCUGAUAUAUUCAAAUUGAAUGGGAUUCCAUCUCCCGGAUCAGAAGAGGAGCUGGUUGCCAGAUGGACAACUGCAUCGCUGUAUGGUGCGGGCGCCGACACUACUGUGUCCUCAGUUGGAACCUUUUUCCUCGUCAUGGCCCUGAACCCGGAAGUCCAACAAAAGGCACAGGAUGAGAUUGAUCGGGUGGUCGGGACUAGUCGACUCCCUAUGUUGGCAGACCGCGCACGCCUGCCUUAUGUCAAUGCAGUUGUAAAGGAGGUCUUCCGUUGGCACCCUGUAGUACCGAUGGGGGUUCCACAUAUGUCCACGGCCGACGACAUGUACGAUGGAUAUUAUAUCCCUAAAGGUUCUAUUCUGAUGCCAAAUAUUUGGGGUAUGAUGCAUGAUCCCGCGCUGUAUCAUGACCCUCUAGCCUUCAAGCCAGAACGCUUCUUGGAGAUCGACGGCCUGGAACCUGAGACGGAUCCACACGGCUUCAUUUUCGGCUUUGGACGUCGCGUCUGCCCUGGCCGAAUUUUGGCAGACAACACAGUAUGGCUCAGUAUUGCAAAGUCUCUCGCCGUGUUCCAAAUCAGCAAACCUAAAGACAACGGCGUUGAGGUGGAUGUGAAAGCAGAAUUCCAGCCUGGGGUCAUCAGCCACCCGGUCCCGUGCAAGUUGCAGGUCGUGCCCAGGAGCUCUUCACAUAAAGAACUGAUUGUGGCCGUGGAGCAGGAGCACCCGUGGGAGAAGGGUGAUGGAUCGGAGUUGGAACAUAUCCGGUUCUAA
Messenger RNA from Penicillium longicatenatum, 1590 nucleotides. RefSeq names its product cytochrome P450. The transcript has 7 exons. The record is from RefSeq and is a predicted model, not a curated record. Gene Ontology annotation, molecular function: oxidoreductase activity, acting on paired donors, with incorporation or reduction of molecular oxygen; monooxygenase activity; iron ion binding. The coding region runs from base 1 to 1590 and encodes 529 amino acids. Lineage: Eukaryota; Fungi; Ascomycota; Eurotiomycetes; Eurotiales; Aspergillaceae.